Macrosiphum euphorbiae (potato aphid) is the source of this 291-nucleotide messenger RNA. The record is from the annotation of a GenBank genome assembly. NCBI's taxonomy places the organism in Eukaryota, Metazoa, Arthropoda, Insecta, Hemiptera, Aphididae.
AUGGACGGAAGGAAAACCGAAAACCACAAUAUGAAUAGCAAAAGUAAAGAUAUUGUUACUACUCCAGGGGGACAGGACCAUCAGGAGUCGUUGGUAGUAGGUGGAUCUGGUGUAAAAAUCAGGUCCAACGGAGCGGGCUUGCUACUUUCGUUACCAGUCAACCGUGACAAAUCGGAUGAGGGGGUGUCCAGCAUGGCCCCGGAUUCCGACAAAAAUGCUACUGCUGAGACAGACGUGCCUCCGGGUACGCACAAGAGGGAUAUGUUUUUUUUUUUAUUUAUCAGAUUUUAG